Aedes albopictus (Asian tiger mosquito) is the source of this 2098-nucleotide messenger RNA. RefSeq names its product gastrulation defective protein 1 homolog. The record is from RefSeq and is a predicted model, not a curated record. Gene Ontology annotation, molecular function: protein binding. Gene Ontology annotation, cellular component: site of double-strand break; nucleus. Lineage: Eukaryota; Metazoa; Arthropoda; Insecta; Diptera; Culicidae. The transcript is spliced from 3 exons. The coding region runs from base 102 to 2066 and encodes 654 amino acids.
UGAAGGGAACAACAUUUUGUAAACAUAACCAGCCGUCAAAGCAGUAAUCGAUUUGAAAAAUAUUUUGGAAUUUUACGUUUUUCGUCGAAAAUAAAUCCAAAAUGAAUAAAGGAAAAAUAACUUUUGGUAAAAUACAGCUGAAAACAUCACCUGCAGCUGAAAAUGCAGCUCCUGCAACAGCAUCCGGUGGCUUUGGAUCGUUCAGCCGUGUGGAACCACCUCCCGAGCCGGGACCGUCCGGAUCCGGCUCGAAACAGCACUCGGACGUGGACAAAAUAGCAUCCGAUCUGGAAAACAGCCGAAUGCAGGAAGUAAUGGGAAUUGCCGGAUUCGGUCGGAAGGCCAAGCAGUUCGACAUCAACGAGAUGAUCCAGAAGGCUAAACAGAACGCUCCGAAGGCCGAAGAAGAUCCGAAUGCGAUCCGGGUUGAGGAACCCGGGGAUGGUGGUGGAGGUGGGUCAUCGGAUGGGGAGAGCGAUGAGGAGGUGAUCGGGCCCAUGCCAACGACUGCCGCGGGUUCCGGUGAGGGGAAAGUCAAAAGGAGGGAACGCCGGGACAGUGAAGAUAGCGACGAGGAUGAUGACGAUGACGAUGAUUUCGAUGAAGACGCCCCGAUCAAUAAGAUUCCAAAUUCGCACGAGGUAGAAAUGCGACAUGGAUCCAAAGCGGUCAUUUCGCUGGCGGCCGAUCCGUCCGGGGUCCGGUUGGCAACCGGUUCGGUGGAUUACAAUUUAAACUUUUGGGACUUUUCCGGAAUGGAUAAAUCGAUGAAGAGCUUCCGGAGUUUGCAACCUUGCGAAAAUCACCCGAUUCGGGAUUUGCACUAUUCCACUACCGGAGAUAUGAUUUUGGUAGUUUCCGGAAGUUCCCAGGCGAAGGUACUGGAUCGAGAUGGCUUCGAGAAGAUGGAGUGCGUUAAAGGUGACCAGUACAUAACGGAUAUGACCAGGACAAAGGGUCAUGUGGCCGGACUGACAGGGGGCUGCUGGAACUUUGUUAAAAAGGAUGAAUUUUUGACAAGCGCGAUGGAUUCCACUCUGAGGACAUGGGUAUUUGCCAAGUCCAAGGAACAGAAGAAUGUCAUCAAAACUCGAGCCCAAGGAGGAUUGAAGACGGUUCCAACAGCUUGUACGUACAAUCGAGAUGGGACCCUAAUUGCGGCUGGAUGUAGCGACGGGUCGAUUCAAACCUGGGACACGCGGAAGAUGUUCGUCAAUACGACCCACUGCGUGAGGGACGCUCAUGCCAAAGGAAGCGACAUUUCAUCAAUCCUCUUCUCGUACGCAGGACAGAUUCUAGCCACCAGGUCAACCGAUGAAACCCUGAAGUUAUGGGAUUUGAGAGCAUUUAAAAAGCCGCUUCACGAGUUUGGCAACCUUUUCUCACGGUACGACACAACCGAUUGCUGUUUCAGUCCGGAUGACACCAUGGUUCUGACGGGAGAAUCCCUGCCCAAAGGACAGAAGCAGGCGAAUUUGUACUUCUUCGAUACCAAAACGUUCGAAACCGUAGCAACCAUUCCGAUUACGGAUUCACACGUGAUCCGUGCUCAUUGGCAUCCGAAGUUGAAUCAGGUCUUCGUGGGAUGCGGAAACGGAAUCAUUCGGGGCCUGUACGACGAGAAGCGCAGUAUGAGAGGAGCCAAGCUGUGCGUCGUCCGAACCUAUCGUAAGAAAAAGGACAUGGAGAUGAUCGGAACCAGUCAGGUCAUAACUCCGCACGCACUGCCGAUGUUCCGGCAGGAAAAGUCACGCUCCCACCGAAAGAAGCUGGAAAAAGAUCGCAUGGAUCCGGUUAAAUCCAGACGACCGGAUUUGCCCAUCACCAGCGGCCAGGGAGGACGAGUGGCCAGCUCGGGAGGCACACUGUCAUCCUACGUCAUACGGAAUUUGGGACUUAGCAAGCGAGUGGAAGACGACCAGGACCCUCGCGAGGCCAUCCUGAAGUAUGCCAAGGAAGCGGCCGAAAAUCCCUACUGGAUCUCUCCGGCCUACAACAAGACCCAACCGAAACCCAUUUUCAACACGGAGGACGAACCGGACAGCAAGAAACCGAAAACGGAAUAAGCAAAAUAAAGUUUGUUCAAGUCUCACUCCAA